Suillus paluster is the source of this 1015-nucleotide messenger RNA. RefSeq lists its product as uncharacterized. The record is from RefSeq and is a predicted model, not a curated record. The transcript is spliced from 4 exons. NCBI's taxonomy places the organism in Eukaryota, Fungi, Basidiomycota, Agaricomycetes, Boletales, Suillaceae. Bases 287 to 964 code for a protein of 225 amino acids.
UGUGGAGCGGCAUACAUGGGUGUUAUGAGGUGGCAUGUGACAGAAAUAUGCCUCGCUCCACCUCGUGAGUGGCAGACGGCAAAAGGUUCUGUCCUCUAUCCAAAGCGUGUUUUGAGAGACUGAAAAAUUCACAGAUGUGAAAGAAUAUUUCGGACUAAUCCGAACGAGGGUGUGCAGAGGCGUGCUAUAAAGUCUACUGCAUGUCCAGAAAGUCUGUAUCGACUUAUCUGCGAACGCCUUCCAAACACACUCGUCUUCUCACCAGAGACCCCACAAUCUUAACAAAAUGCGCUCUUUUACUACCUUCACAGUCCUCUUUACGGCUCUUUUGAGCACCUUCACCAACGCUACUCCCAUCACCGAUCUUGCCUCUGUCAAGUCUGAUGUAACCGGUCUGAACAAGCUUGAUCUCCCUGCCGUGGGUCGGGAAAUCAAAAUUAGUUCUUCGGGCGAGACCGAUGUUGAACUUCCCUCUGUCGCUGUCGUCUUCACUACUGUCUUCACCCAGAUCCAGCCCUUGACUAACCAGCUUACCUACCUCACUCCGCAAAACGCUAGCGUUGCUGCCAUCUCACCUGUCAUCGCUCAAAUCAAGACUCAGCUUACCGGUGCUGUUCCUCAACUCCAAGCACUUGUUGGCCAGGAAUCCUCAGUCAUCCUUGCGCCUGUUGAUGGCGUCGUCUCGUUGACCGUCGCCGCACUUGCAACGCUCAUUGCUGAUGUCCUCACCCUUCUCUUCACUGCUCUGGGUGCCGUGCUCAGUAUCGUCGGCGGUGACGUCCACGCAGAGAUCCUCCCCCUGCUCACUGACCUCUGUGGCGUCGUCACCUCCAUCCUCCAAAUUGUUGUCACCCUCGUUGGUGGUAUCAUUGUCUCCCUUCUUCCUCUCCUUGUUCCUGUUCUCUCUAUUAUCGUUUCUUUAGGUCUCACAGGCCUCUUGUCCCUCCUCGGACUCGCCCUUUGAUGUGUGCCCUGCUAUUCAGCGUCACUCAUUCUGGCGCUAAUUCGACCAUAU